GCAUGCAAUCAACCAUGCACUAGGGUUACAAAGGCUUGCUUUUCUUUUCGGUAAAAUUGUUUUGUGCUAAAAUUGGCAGUAUUGCCGGCCAACAAUUUCAUUUUGAAUAUUGGGCAUCCAAUCCCACUCCUGGUUUUCCUCCGAGGCUUUGCCGAGGAGUAUCUGUCUCUUCUUAGACGGCCGUGCUGAUGCUCCUAACCGACUGCAACCAUGUUCUCGAUCGCAGCUAUCAACGACUGCGAUUCCAGUGGCCAGCGGGAGCCUCUUGCGCCCACCAAAGAAGCCCAGGAAUUUCAUCUUUCUCAGAGUUAUCAUGAGGGGCUUCUGAAGUUGCAGGACAGAGAUUAUGCAAAAGCCCGUGAGCUUUUUGAGGCUGUUUUAAAAGAUCCUCUAAUAUCAAGUUCACAUAUUGGUAAGAAUGCUGGUGACAGCCACUUGCUGCAGCUGAGAUUUUUGUCAUUGAAGAAUCUUGCCUUGGUUUUUUUCCAACAAGGCUCGGAUCAUUACAAUAGUGCUCUUCACUGCUAUCUUCAAGCAGUGGAGAUUGAUUCUAAAGAUUCAGUUGUUUGGAAUCAGAUUGGAACACUGGCUUGCACCAUGGGCUUAUUUAGUACAUCACGAUGGGCAUUUGAGCAGGGGCUUAUAUGCAGUCCCAACAAUUGGAACUGCAUGGAGAAACUCUUGGAGAUAUUAAUCGCUAUUGGAGAUGAAGUUUCAUCCCUUUCUGUGGCAGAGCUGAUACUGCGGCACUGGCCAUCACAUUCUCGUGCGCUGCAUGUCAAGAAGAUAAUUGAGGAUGCAGAGCCAUUACCAUUUGCGCCUCGUGGAAUAGAUAGGCUGGAGCCAAAGCAUAUUCGACUAAAGUUUCCCGAGAAGAGAAAAGUAACAGAUGACAUAAUUGAUGAGAAUAACUCAUCAAAAAAACCUAAACAAUCUGUUGAACUUCAAUUGUCAGAGGCAACUUGGGCAAUUACUGCAGAUGCAAUUUUAGGCCUCUUAUUUCCUGCAGCCAGUAGGUUAUCCGAACAAGUCUUUUCACUACAAGAAACUUCACUAAAUGGUAAAGUCGGUUGCAGGCGAGGGGAUACUCAUAAUGUUGAUGAAUGUGGGCUUCGAGCAUUAACAAAUUCAAGUAUAAACAUACGCAUAUCCUCAACUUCAAAAACUGUUGUGGAUUUAGCUGGACCAGAGAUUUGUCCAGCUGGUGAAAAUAUGGCUGUCACUUCCUGUAGUUUUGAUGAAACAAGAAUGAUGAAAGAUAAGGAAAUCUGUGUGGACAAAGAACAUCAUCAUGAAAGGCGAAGUAUGCGCCUUGAAAGGCUAAGAAGCCGCAAAUCAGGAAAAGAAGAGUUGGAAUUUUCAAGUGGGAAGGAUCCUUCAAAAUUUGUCUUGCGAACUUUAGAACCUUUUAUACUUAAUAAGUCUGGAGCAAGAAAUGUUGAUUAUUCUGGAAAUAGUAAUUUUUCUGAUGCUGACAAUUUUACAUAUUCUUCAGUUCAAGAAUGCAAUGCUGUUACUCAAUUCAUCUCUAAGGCUUCAAAAAAUUGUGGGGCGUACCAUAUAGGACAUAUGUUUCUAGAAGAGAUUUCAAAAGUGACUGUUCCUAUUCAAGUUUGUUUUGCUAAGAUCCUUGAAAUAGAAAAGUUGACAAGGCAUUGGGGCCAGGAUAGGAGUCCGUUAUGCUUCCUGUUUCUAGCUGAGUUAUGUUUUGAUCAAUGUUCAAUAUCUACUGAUGAAUCCAAGCAAGUUGAAUUUUUCUCUGACUCAUCCUAUCAUCUAUGUAAAGUCAUUGAGUUAGUGGCUAUGGAUUCACCAAAUGCCUUUGUUGGUGUACACGACAAUCUCAAUAGCUCAAAAGGUAGCUUAUGUGUGGAUAAUACUAAUAACCAAUCAAAUUCUUUGAGUUGCACUUUCGAGAAUGAUAAUAUUGUAAUCAGCAAUAUUUUUCCAUCAGGAGUAUUGGAUGUUCACCGGCAAUCUAACGAGAACAAUUCUGCAUUUUGGGCUCGUUUCUUUUGGUUAAGUGGCUGCCUGUCCCUUUUGCAUGUUAGCAAGGAAAAAGCAUUGAAAGAAUUCAUCAUUUGCUUAUCAAUUUUGAGAAAAAAUAGCGAGACAUCAGAUUCUGUGCCUUUACUUCAUUGCAGAGUCAAGUCACUUACUAUUGACAGGGUUAUUAAUGAAAUUAAUUUGUUAACGUUAGAUACAUUGCUUCAUAAGGUUAAUGUGGACUUUAUGGAGAAGGGUUUGUAUGCAAAAUGCAUAGAAAUGCUUUCCCCACUAUUACUUUCCACAAAAGAUGUCUACCUUGACGUGGUAUCUGCUUCCUCAAAGGAAAGUGAUGGAGUCAUAUCUCUUGAGUUGAGGGCUAUAGAUAUCUUAAUAUCAGCUUGUCAAAAAACAGAGCCUAUGAACAGUGAGCUCUAUUUAAACUGUCACCGACGGAAAAUGCAAUUGGUUAUUGUUGCUGCUGGUAUGCUAGGUUUUCGCAAAUUACAAAAUGAUAAAAGCUCAUAUCUCAAAACAAGCUCUGCCUCUGAUUUGGGAAAUCCAGAUUCUGUAGAUAAGCGGUGGCUAGAAAUGUUAGCUGAAGAGAUAAAGGAUAUAUGUCAAAUAGCGACAAGGAUGAGGACUAUUGUUGAUCAGAAUGCAGCUCAUGGUUGCAUGGAUUCAGUGGAUACUGUUAUUGGUAAUAUUCAGAGCCUACUUUUAACAGUUAUAUGCAGUUCAGUCGGAAAAAUACUCAACCAAAAAGUCUCAAUUCCUGGAAAUUUAAGUCCUACAGAUGACUUAGAAUGUUGUCUUCUUGUUGAUGCUGCUAUUGCAUUCUGCAAGCUGCAACAUCUUCUUCCUUCAGUUCCUGGCAAAGCUCAAGUUGAUCUAAUUGUUGCUGUCCAUGAUUUACUUGCUGAAUAUGGACUUUGCUGUGCUGGUCGGGACAUUAAUGGAAAAGAAGGGGCGUUUCUCAAAUUUGCAAUCAAGCAUCUUUUGGCCUUAGAUAUGAAACUGAGAUCACUACAUGGUUCGAAUGGAAAAGAGGAAAUGUUACAAAGAGAUGGGCAAGAAGGAGUGAAUGCUGAUUGUUGCUUACCCAAAGAUGGAGUUGAAAAUGGAAAGUUUCCUAUUGAUUUGAACUCUGACUCUACUGGAGAGAACAAUGGAGCACUUGCUAUUAACGAGAUUACUAACCAAACGAUAGAUACCGAAAUAGAAAAAGUGCAGCUGGGUAUUGAAAGUGCUUUAGAUCAGAGUUUUUUCUGUUUGUACGGCCUUAACAUAAACCCAGAUUCAUCAAGUGAAGAUGACUUAGCCUUGCAUAAAAAUACUAGUCGUGGAGAUUACCAGACCAAGGAACAGUGUGCUGAUGUAUUUCAAUAUGUUUUACCAUAUGCAAAAGCUUUAUCAAGAAAUGGCUUGGUGAAGCUUAGAAGAGUGUUCAGAGCCAUUCGUAAACACUUCCCUCAACCGCCAGAUGAAUUAUUAUUGGAAAAUUCAAUCUGUAGAUUUUUAGAUAGCCCCGAGUUAUGUGAGGAUAGGCUGUAUGAAUUAUCUAGAACUGAUGGAAAUCAUGAUGCGGUCAUGAAUCUACUUUUCAUUAAUGGUAGAUGGUCUGAAAUACUUCAAACAUCAUCAGCUGUUGGCAGCUGCAGCUCGGAAACAUACAUUGAGGUUUAUGGAAACUUGUAUUACCUUAUAGGGCAGGCUGAGGAUACUAGUGCUACUGAUAAAUAUCCUGGCUUUGUACUAAAAAAGGAAGGUGAAGAAUUCGUUGAACAAAAUGCCAAUCUUUUCAAAUUUGAUUUACUGUACAAUCCUUUGCGUUUUGAGAGCUGGCACAAGCUUGCUACUAUUUAUGAUGAGGAAGUGGAUUUGUUGCUAAAUGAUGGAAGUAAACACAUAAACAUUAUGGAGUGGAGAAAGAAUGCUACUCUGCCUCAAAGAGUUGAAAUUGGCCGAAGGCGUUGCAGACGAUGUUUACUAAUGAGUUUAGCUUUAGCUAAGACUUCAGAUCAGCAGAGCCAAAUACAUGAGUUGCUUGCACUAGUUUACUACGACAAUAUCCAGAAUGUUGUUCCAUUCUAUGAUCAAAGAUUUCAUGUGCCUAAAAGGGAUUCAAUAUGGAGGGCUUCUUGUCAGAAUUCGAUGAAACAUUUUGAGAAGGCGUUUGCACUCAAGCCUGAUUGGCUUCCUUUAUUUUACUUGGGAAAGCUCUGUGAAAAGCUGGGAUAUUCACAUGAUCAGGCUUUUUCAUUUUAUAGUAAAGCUGCUUCCUUGAAUCCUUCUGCAGUUGAUCCUGUAUAUAGAACACAUGCUUCACGCCUAAAGUUGCUUUAUGCUCAUGGGAAAAGAAAUUUAAGUGUUCUUCAGGUAGUUGCUGCAUAUGCCUUCAAUCAAGAAGCAAAAGAAAAGAUCCUCAACAUGUUCAGUUGGACUUCCCAGGAUCUUCUAAAUUUUGAUGGCAUGAAAGAUACAGCUCCAAAAAAUUCAAAAGACAAAGUGAACUCUGAAAUUCUGUUGGAUGAGGCAUGGCAUGUACUCUAUGAUGAUUGCCUGUGUGCUUUGCAGAUUUGCGUGGAAGGUGAACUAAAACACUUUCACAAGGCAAGGUACAUGCUUGCCCGGGGAUUUUACAGGAGGGGUGAGUCUGGGGAUCUGGAGAGGGCAAAGGAUGAACUCUCCUUCUGCUUCAAAUCAUCGCGGUCAGCUUUUACCAUAAACAUGUGGGAGAUAGAUGGUGCAACAAAAAAGGGCAGACGGAAAUAUUCAGGUCAUGGUGGAAAUAAGAGGAAUCUUGAGGUUAGCUUGUCAGAAAGUUCUCGAAAAUUUAUUACUUGCAUCCGGAAGUACAUUUUAUUUUAUUUGGAUUUGUUGGGAAGGACUGGAGACUUAUCUACUCUAGAGAGAGCUUAUACUUGUUUGCGGACUGAUAAGAAGUUCUACUUGUGCCUGUGCGAUAUUCUCCCAAUAGCUAUUGGAAAGUAUGUUCAGGUUUUGGCAUCUUCAAUUCGUAAUGCUGGGGCUGUCGGAUCAAUUGAUAAGAGUACUCUUGAGCAAUUGUUGGAGAGAAUGUUUAACUUAAUCAUCGAUCAUGUGAGCAUUUUGGCAGACUUCAGUGGUUUACCUGAGGUGAAUAGCCCUGAAAUAUCAGAGGCAAAUUUGUGUGGUUAUAUUCACCAAUAUAUCGACUUACUGGAAAGCGAUAUCCGGUUGGACGCUCUCGAAGGAAUUCAUGAGAAGAUCCGCAAGCGAUUCAAAAACCCCAAACUGUCUUGUACUAACUUUGCAAAAAUUUAUAAGCAUGCUUCUUUGGCUUGGUGUCGAGCACUUCUUAUGAAGCUUGCUUCAGUAACCCCCAUUCCUGAUGGUGGUUACUCAACUGAACAGAGUCAUCAGAUCGGUGCUUGGGAGAAUGACCUUCUACUUUAUGUUGAUCUACAACCAGAUGAAUUUUUCAGUACAACAUUAUUAGAAGGUUUUACGCAUUCCAAAGGCCUUGAUUUGAACUGGUACCAGAUUCUAUCAAAAAUCAAAGAUGUUUGUGUCAGACAAGCAUCUGAAGAGAACCUGGAGGCCUUAGCUGCUCUCAUGAGAUGUUCCUACAAUUUUUUCCGAGAAAGCUCAUCUGCCGCACUCCCAUCUGGCAUCAAUCUAUACACAAUUUCUUCAUCACAAGCUCCAGUUGAUGGACUUCUCACCCCAGAAAGCGCAAAGAUUGAAUUCCUUGAUCUUAGUAUACCAAGGAAGCUGCUCUUGUGGGCUUACACUUUGUUCCAUGGCCGAUAUGCAAAUAUCUCGACUGUUUUGAAGUUCUGUGAAGAAAAUGCAAAGUCAAGGAUGAGAAGGGGAGCAGCAGCAUCACCAAUUAUUCCACAGGGCAAUGUACCUGUUGCUGCUGUUGCUGCAAUUCAUGCAGUUGAAAUCGAGGACAACCCAUCUGUUUCCAAGUCUCCUGCCCUACAUCAAGAGGAUUCUGCAAGCAUUUCAAAUGUGUUUCUUGCCUUAAAUGAAGUUCCAAAGUCCUCAGAUACAGCUCUUCCAGUUCCAUCUAUUGUAGCUCUUCCAACAUCACAGCUCAAUCGGUGUAAUUCAACUAAGGGCCCAGAAAAUGCCCAGCAGGACAUUAAUUAAAGGAAAAAAAAACGCAGAUUUUGCUGUCAAUCAAGCCUUUAGCAAUCCUAUACGUCUUUACAUUCCAUUUGACUAUUGUUCUCAUUCGGAUUAGAAGAUCAAAGUGAGGGACUAAUAAGUAGAAAAUCAAUGAGAUUCAUCCGGGAGAAUAUUUUCUGAAUCCAUGGAGCUCUUCCUUCUGGAGUUUAUCAGCUUCAAGGUGAGGAAUCUAAGCUUCUUUAGUUGUAUAAAGGUUAUGUAGAUGUUUAUCUUAAAUCCUCAUCAUGAGUUCUAGGAAGAGAAGGUUUUGUAAGCUUCUUUUAGUUGCUUAAGGUUGUCAGUUCGAUCAGAUUUGAAAAUUGGAUUCAUAUUGAGCUGGCUCAAGUCGGUUUGGUUCGAUGGAAAAUCAUUGAACUAGUAUUGAUUUUAUAGAACCAGCUGAUGCGGUGUAGGCUUUCAUGCA
Messenger RNA from Dendrobium catenatum, 6568 nucleotides. Its product is annotated as calcineurin-binding protein 1. Bases 211 to 6126 code for a protein of 1971 amino acids. Gene Ontology annotation, molecular function: protein binding; nucleosome binding. Gene Ontology annotation, biological process: chromatin organization. Lineage: Eukaryota; Viridiplantae; Streptophyta; Magnoliopsida; Asparagales; Orchidaceae. Gene Ontology annotation, cellular component: nucleus. The transcript is spliced from 20 exons. The record is from RefSeq and is a predicted model, not a curated record.